AUGUUCUUCGGAAUAUAUGCUCUUGCAAAAGAGCAGUUGAACUUUGUAGAUGCGUUUGUGAAAAUUUAUUUAGCCGUGAAGAUUUAUCUUAUAGCGGUAAAUGCAAUCUGGAUCGGAAUAUACGAAGCCGGGGCUGCAAAAUCUUUAUCCGAAUGUCAAAAUUAUUUUAACAAUCUUUCUAAUAGCUCCCCAUAUGUGUCGUCAACGUUAAUAAAUGACGAAGGCAAUUUUGCUUGUAGUGUAUAUGAUGGUGGUGCUAGUAUCGGUGCAUGGGUAGCACUUUUCGCCCUAGGAAUUUUACCUAGUCCUUAUCUGUAUUUAACUUUAAAAUUCUAUGCAGUUCAGCUCCGCAUCAAACAAUUACUAAAUAAACGGCAAGAAAAUCAACAACAGCAGCAACCAACUACGGUUGUUAAUGUCUACCAGGUCGGGACACCUCAAUAUGACAUGGUUCAAACCCCAGUCAGAUACGAAUGA
Messenger RNA from Dentiscutata erythropus, 477 nucleotides. Lineage: Eukaryota; Fungi; Glomeromycota; Glomeromycetes; Diversisporales; Gigasporaceae. The record is from the annotation of a GenBank genome assembly.